Molecule: messenger RNA, 1434 nt
Organism: Eruca vesicaria subsp. sativa (arugula)
Lineage: Eukaryota; Viridiplantae; Streptophyta; Magnoliopsida; Brassicales; Brassicaceae
Source: the annotation of a GenBank genome assembly
UGCGUUUUCAACUUUGAUAUUCAUUCGUUCGUCUUAAAAUCUUGUUUCUGAAAGCUUAUAUCAUUUUCAAGUCUCUCUCGACUAAGAAGUUUGUUAUCUUUAAAAAGUCAACAUAUACGUUUCGAGAAAGGCCUGUGAUUUCCUAGAGAGUUUUUUUUUUUUGUCAAAGUAGGAUUGUUGACAAAAACUUUUGUAAAAUCUUCAUUAGGUAAAGGCUUUGAAGCUAUCUCUUAAGAGAUUAAAAGAUUGUUAACUAAACAUGUUUAAGAGAAGAAACGCUCACCAACUUGAUGAUGGUUCUCAGCAUGAUAACAAGGUUAAAGAAUUGAGAUCUGCGUUAGGACCGCUCUCUGGACAUAGUCUAGUGUUCUGCUCUGAUGCUUCCUUGAGGAGAUAUUUGGCUGCUCGUAAUUGGAAUGUGGAGAAAGCCAAGAAAAUGCUUGAGGAGACUCUUAAGUGGAGAUCAACAUACAAACCUCAAGAGAUCCGUUGGAAUCAAGUAGCACAUGAAGGUGAGACCGGUAAAGUUUCAAGAGCUAGUUUUCAUGAUAGACAAGGUAGAGUAGUGCUUAUAAUGAGACCAGCAUUACAGAACUCAACAUCAGCAGAAGGUAAUAUCAAGCAUUUGGUCUAUCUUCUAGAAAAUGCAAUCCUCAAUCUUCCCAAGGGACAAGAACAAAUGUCUUGGCUCAUCGAUUUCACUGGAUGGUCUAUGGCUGCUAAUGUCCCUAUGAAAACAACACGUGAGAUUGUCUACAUUCUACAGAAUCAUUACCCUGAAAGACUCGGUAUCGCCUUUUUAUACAAUCCACCAAGACUUUUCCAAGCAGUCUACAAGGCUGUUAAGUACUUCUUGGACCCAUGUACAGCUCAAAAGGUCAAAUUUGUGUACCCUAAAGACAAAACAAGUGACGAACUGAUGACAUCACACUUUGAUGUUGAGAAUCUUCCCAAGGAGUUUGGAGGAGAAGCAACACUAGAGUAUGAUCAUGAGGAGUUCUCAAAACAAAUGUGUGAAGAUGAUGUCAAAACAGAAAAGUUCUGGGGAUUGGAGGAGAAGCAGUAUCCGAAACCAAAUGGUUUUUCUCCAGCCGAUGUUGUUCCUGAACCAGCCACUUCUCUUGCAUCAGCAGCUAGCUGAGACUUAUAUAUAUAUAUACACACACACAAACAAGAGGAAAAGAGUAGUUAAAGGUGUACUCUCGUGGAAGAAGAGCCAAUAAAAAUGUCGUUUUUACUUAGAAAAUUAAUAAGGUUCCAAGUCUGCUUAGUGAACCAAAGACCUUUUAAAUGUUAUAAUUAGCAGAGACGUUCCUUGUCAUGAAUGUUGUAUGUGUGAGAAUAUAGUUAAGGUGUGUAAUUGUUUUGUGUUUAGUAAUUGAAGUUAUCCAUUUAUUUUUGAUGAUUUUUUUUCAAGUUUAAGUCUUGCGUUCU